Messenger RNA from Olea europaea var. sylvestris, 2042 nucleotides. Its product is annotated as probable E3 ubiquitin-protein ligase ARI9. Bases 226 to 1761 code for a protein of 511 amino acids. The record is from RefSeq and is a predicted model, not a curated record. Gene Ontology annotation, molecular function: nucleic acid binding; ubiquitin conjugating enzyme binding; zinc ion binding. Gene Ontology annotation, biological process: ubiquitin-dependent protein catabolic process; protein polyubiquitination; positive regulation of proteasomal ubiquitin-dependent protein catabolic process. Gene Ontology annotation, cellular component: ubiquitin ligase complex; cytoplasm. Lineage: Eukaryota; Viridiplantae; Streptophyta; Magnoliopsida; Lamiales; Oleaceae. The transcript has 4 exons.
UUCUUGUGACGCUAUCAUUACACCCAGUCCCAACGUAAAAUCCAGGAAAAAUACAGUGAAGCACUGUCCAGACACAAAAGGAGCACUUUUCAGAUUAGGGUUCUAAUGACCGCACAUUUAUUAAUAAUCACCCACCCUGAAUCAUAGCAAUAAUUAUUUCUCCUCGCUGAGUUAUUGAAGUAGUGAAGCUGCGAAGAAAUUGUGGCUCUUUGAAAAUUUUAGUACAUGGCAGUGAAGGAACAAACAAUUAUUGACGGUUCAUCUGCGGAUGAAACUAAGGAAGAAGAAGAAGAUUUUAGAAGCUGUUGCGGGGAUGAGGACGAAGUGGAGGAUACAGAAGAACCCACAAAGGCAGAUUUGAAGGACGAUCUCGAUGAUUAUUCUGUAAAGAUGUAUUUCAAGGGUGUGUCUAUAGCAGGUCCUGGAGAUUCUGGUUCUAGGCUUUCUGGAAUUGGGGUGGUUAUGGAGAGGUCAUGUAAUUUUUCUCCAAUUCGAGUGCAGAAGAAGCUCGAUUUCUAUGUGGAAGAAUCAGUGGCAGAUUAUUUAGCUUUGCUGGAUGGUUUAUCAGAGGCUGCAGAAAACAAUAUUAGGCGGGUUUUCGCCUUUACUGAGUCUGAUAUCCUAUAUUAUCAAAUUACAAAAGAUGAGGAACUCGAAAAUCCACUUCUUGCAGCAUUGAGGCUAAGGAUCCUAGAACAAACUAGUAAUAUGGAAACCUUUGUUCUAAAAUUUGUCCGAAGCACUGAAAUUCUGAAUGCUUUGCAGUUAGCUAAAGUGGCGGUUGGAAUAGUCUCUAUUCCCGCCAAGGGAGAUAAAUUGACUGAAAUUUGUUCAAUCUGUUCUGAGGAAAGGUUUGCAUCAAUGAUGAUCACGAUCAAGUGUUCACAUAAAUUUUGUUCCGACUGCAUGAAAACUUACGUCAAGGAGAAAAUGCAAUAUACUUGUGUUCCCAUUAGAUGCCCUCAAUUGAGUUGCAAAUACUGUAUUUCCACCGCUGAGUUUAGGUCUUUUCUUCCUGUCACCUCUUAUGAAUCUUUGGAGAGGUCCCUUAAAGAAGCAAAUAUCCUUGACAAGAUUUGCUGUCCGUAUCCUAAUUGCUCAGUUAUGCUUGAUCCUCAUGAAUGCUUGUUGACUCGGACAAGUUCAUCAAGCCAGACAGACAAUGGCUGCAUGGAGUGUCCUGUUUGUAGGGGAUUUAUAUGCAUGGAUUGUGGGGUUCCUUGGCAUACUUCUAUGACCUGUGAAGAAUAUCAAAAUCUCCCAUUCGAGGAGAGAGAAGCUUGUUACACGAGUUUGGUACAGAAUAAAGGUUGGAGACGUUGCCAGCAUUGCCACAGGAUGAUUGAACUAAAUUAUGGUUGCUACCACAUCAGAUGUCGGUGUGGGCACGAGUUCUGUUAUUCUUGUGGUACGGAAUACAGAAAUGGCCAACAGACGUGUGAAUGCACAUUUUGGAAUGAAGAUUAUUCUAAUGAAUCGGCAAAUUAUCCUAUCCAAGAUUUUGAACAAUGGGCAUGGGAUUCAUUUGAGUCACUGCCGAUGAUGAUGGAUGCUUAUUCAGAUCAAGAAAAAUCACAGCUGGCACUGAUCCAGAGGUUCCUUGCAGGGGCAUUCAGUUUGACUGAUCAUCAACCUCAACAAUCCCCACCUCCUUGUACAGAUUCCUAUGUUGAUGCCAUGAAGGAUCUGCAUCAGCUACCUUGGCUCGAAAGAUUUGUGUCUGUUAUGAGUGAUAAUUAUUAUGAUGACUACAUCCAAUGAGGUCGAUUACCAUUUCUAAUAUGUUUGAUUUAUGGGGUAGAGAGUUUCUUGCUCUCCCGCUGUUUAAACAUGUGUGAAUAGGUCCUUUUUCAUUCAAUUCUUGUAUUCCUUGCGCUCAAUACUUAUGAGCAUAAAUUUCUUUGUGCAAGGAUUAUGAGUUUAUACAUUAUAUAGCUGCCUUCUUGCAGAAGGAAGAUGGAAGUACUAAAGGAAAACAAAAGGAUAAAUGAUUUUGACAAUCUACAAGGCAAUGAAGCAAAUUGGUUUGUAUGUUGUCUAUA